This is a messenger RNA of Mercenaria mercenaria, 1509 nucleotides long. RefSeq lists its product as uncharacterized. The transcript is spliced from 9 exons. The coding region runs from base 507 to 1487 and encodes 326 amino acids. The record is from RefSeq and is a predicted model, not a curated record. NCBI's taxonomy places the organism in Eukaryota, Metazoa, Mollusca, Bivalvia, Venerida, Veneridae.
UGGGGUAAAAACACAUGAUUUUAUUUUAUGCGAUUUUAAGAUUUACGAACUCACAUGGUCUACCAAUUUACUUGACUUUAUGUGGCGAAUUUAUACGAGGCCAAUAUUUACAAAUCUGAUUUGGUGGUCAAAAAUAGUAAAAAUUAGCAGCAGGUGAAAAAUACCCGUUAUACGGUAGUAUGUGAACAAGUAUCCACUGUCCGCAGUAUACGUGUAUACGUUUUAUGAUUUGUGGUAACAUAAAAAAAAAACAUUAUAAUGUUAUAAACCCAAGUUUAGAAAUGCACAGUGACAAUAAAAGUAUUAUAUAUUAAUAAAACAGACGCAAUAACAAUUGCUUGAAGACCAUCGACGAUAACCAUCCUGAUUCUCAAGUGGCCACAGCGACACAUGAAUGGUAUGGUCAGGUGUAUACCUUAGAUCAGCAGUGUCACAUCCAUUACGGUCCUCAGUCGUAUCUGUGCAGGGGUCAGUAUCGAGGUGACUAUACUAAUGUGUGUUUGAAAAUGUACUGCUAUAAUCCAAAGAAACAGGGAUGUUAUUAUAUUGACGGAGGCGAUGGGACUGCUUGUGGUACAGGAAAGUGGUGUAUGUCCAAUGAGUGUGUCAGCAAUUCCGGAAGUCAUUUGCAAAACGUCGUUGAUUCCUGCGUUGCCGGUGACAACCCUGGUGUUGUUUACCAUGGGAGAACAUGCCAGCAAAUAAGAGCCAGCCAUCAGAGUGACUGCAGUCACAGUUCAGUAAAAGCCAAGUGCUGUUAUACCUGCUCCCAUUUGCAAACGUCGACAUCACCCCCAAUAUCCAAUACCCAUACAGUAUCUAAUACCCACACAACAUCUACUGAUAUCGAUAGACAAUGUGCUAAUAAGCAUGGGGCCGGAUCAUAUAUGUGCAGAGGAGCUCGAUCUUAUGAUGGCAAGACUUAUCAAGAUGCUGUAUGCUCGGAUCUGCAGUGCCAUGAUCCCAACAGAGACAACUGGUGUCUAUCAACAAGGGCUGAUGAUCACACGUCGUGCGGCUAUCAUAAGUGGUGUAAAAAUGGAGUAUGUGUGCACGACAGCUCAGCACCUGCGGUCCCAGACAACUGUCCUUGGGGAGACCAGAAAGGCGUGGCUGUAUAUAGUAUGACAUGUGACGACUUGAAGCAACCACAAAAUCAUUGGCGUUGCUAUGACGACUUCGCGUCUAAAGUUUGUUGUGCGGCAUGCAAUUCCAUCAAGAGAAAUGUGAAAGGGUGUGAAUACGGAGAUCAAAGUGACUGGUGUCAGACAAACAUCGCUCAUUCAGCAGACAGACAAAUGUGUUACUGGGGGCACAACUCUAACCUUUGUUGUGAGUCGUGUAACAAGUUCAAAAAUGAUGCCCAUGUUGGUUGCGAGUAUGGGGACAAGCAAAAUUCAUGUGUGUCAUAUAGGUGUAAUUCUUACAGCAGUGAUACGAGGCAAAAAUGUUGCGAGACGUGUAGAGCUGUUUCUAUUGUUGGUUAAAUAAAGCACGUUCAAUCAAUAA